AUGGAAACGGACGGCUGCGAUCCGAACGAUCCUCUGAUGGGAAAUCUUAAUCCCUCCGCCUCUCCAACCUUUGGCUUCACGAGGGAAAAGAGCGGGUGGUACCACUGCACGUGUUUCCUUGUCUCCCUGCGAAGGAAGGCUGUCAUAUGCGUAGCGAAGCAUCAGCAGCGGCCUGUGGCGAGUCCUCCUGCGAGGACUCCAACGAGCUGCGAUCCUUCGCCUUUGCUGAUGGAGAGGGACUUUCUGGGACUAAACGGCGACGCCGCGGUGGCUCUGCAGGUGAAGGAGCGCAGCAGGGGAUUCCAGGAUUCAUCAGAUUCAAUAUCGAUCUUUACUGUAAAUCCAGCAGUUCAGUGGCCUUACGCAAACGAAACUGCUGCUCUGCUUCAAGUUCAAUCACCAAAUGCUGCAGAUGAAUGUAAGCUGAAAAGGACGACGUUCGACCACUUCUCCUUCCCUGGUCUUCACAUCAACCCAAAAUGCUUUCCUGUGGUAUCCUCUCAGACACUCUCUAAUCUCGGAAGACAAGGACUGAAGCAGCACCUCACCAGUUCUUCUGCUACCAUAGCUUCGGAUUGUCCUCUGGUCUCGCAUUACUCCACUCCACUUACCGGAAAUGGAGGAGCCACUGCAGCAGACGACCAUUCUGUGAGAUCCACAUUUUUAGGAGACCGCUCGUCAUGGAACACAUCGAAGUCCUUUUCAUCGCCCUCACAGCUAACCAUCUUCUACGGAGGUUCAGUGAUAGUGUACGACAAUGUCUCAUCGGAUAUGGCUCGUGAAAUCAUGUUGCUGGCCAGCAGCAGGAAUCAUGCAGCUGCAGCCUCAACUCCUGUGUCUUUGAGUCCUGCAACCACAACCUCGCCUAGAGCAAUACCUCUGUCUCGCAAGGCAUCUCUGGCACGGUUCGUGGACAAGCGCAAGCAAAGAAUGAUCAACUACAAGCCUUAUCCCUUCUGCGACAAGAGAAAAGAUGCCAACUCGAGUGCAGCAUUCACACGUGCAAGCCAUGAAGACAGUGACUCAGAUAGUGGACCGUCUUCCCACAGAUGCCAAUAACUAGAGCAUGAACGAUUCAGCUUUUCUCUUCUUCCCUCCGAUCCAAUCAUUGCGAUGUAUCUUCUUAAAAUGUGAGCUGCACUGUGGACAAUGGCAUCUAACAAAAAAAAUGAAAGAGCAUGCUAUCUCUUCCUUUAGCACAAGAAAAUGCUUGACAAAGAUUGGGCAA
Molecule: messenger RNA, 1228 nt
Organism: Musa acuminata AAA Group (dessert banana)
Lineage: Eukaryota; Viridiplantae; Streptophyta; Magnoliopsida; Zingiberales; Musaceae
Product: protein TIFY 6A-like
Exons: 7
Coding region: 1-1059 (352 amino acids)
Biological process (GO): response to wounding; regulation of jasmonic acid mediated signaling pathway; regulation of defense response
Cellular component (GO): nucleus
Source: RefSeq, a predicted model, not a curated record